Messenger RNA from Pterocles gutturalis (yellow-throated sandgrouse), 1502 nucleotides. It is a transcript of the gene CTSC, whose product is annotated as cathepsin C. Bases 1 to 1239 code for a protein of 412 amino acids. Gene Ontology annotation, cellular component: lysosome. Gene Ontology annotation, molecular function: cysteine-type endopeptidase activity. The record is from RefSeq and is a predicted model, not a curated record. Lineage: Eukaryota; Metazoa; Chordata; Aves; Pterocliformes; Pteroclidae. The transcript has 6 exons.
AUGUUUGUAUUUCUUGCAGGGCCUGUGGAAAGAAAGGUGCUUGUGAAUCUUCAGAAGUUAGAUGUAGCUCAGGAUAGUCUGGGCAACUACGGUUUCUUCACUUUGAUUUACAAUCAAGGCUUUGAAGUUGUGAUAAAUGGCUACAAGUGGUUUGCAUUUUUCAAGUACAAAAAGGAAGGCCAGAAUGUAACCAGCUACUGUAAUGAGACUCUACCAGGAUGGGUACAUGAUGUGCUUGGCCACAAUUGGGCUUGUUUCACUGGGCAGAAGAUUUCUUCAUCUCCCUCAGAUGUUCACAUAAAUGAGCUACCUCUCCAGAAGCCCAGGGGAAGACUUUCAAGCAGACGUUAUGUGCACAACAUUGACUUCGUAAAUGCUAUCAAUGCUCACCAGAAGUCCUGGAGAGCAACAAGAUACAAGGAAUAUGAGCACUUUACCCUGGAAGAUCUAACUAGAAGAUCUGGGGGUCUCCAUUCCAGAGCUCCAAGACCAAAGCCUGCACCUCUAACGCCUGAGUUACUCAAAAAAGUUUCAGGCUUGCCAGAAUCCUGGGACUGGAGAAAUGUGAAUGGUGUCAAUUACGUCAGCCCUGUUCGGAAUCAAGGCUCAUGUGGCAGCUGUUACGCAUUUUCCUCCAUGGGCAUGCUGGAGGCAAGAAUACGUAUCCUCACAAACAACACUCAGAAACCAAUCUUUAGUCCCCAGCAGGUUGUGUCUUGCAGCCAGUAUUCUCAGGGUUGUGAUGGUGGCUUCCCAUACCUCAUUGCUGGAAAGUAUGUCCAAGACUUUGGUGUGGUGGAAGAGGACUGCUUCCCUUACACAGCACAAGAUUCUCCAUGCCUUUUCAAGCGCAGCUGUUACCACUACUACACUUCUGAGUACAACUAUGUUGGUGGUUUCUAUGGAGGCUGCAAUGAAGCCCUGAUGAAACUCGAGCUUGUUCUGCAUGGGCCAAUGGCUGUUGCCUUUGAGGUUUAUAGUGAUUUCAUGCUUUAUAAAGAGGGAAUCUACCACCACACUGGGCUGCAGGAUGACUUCAAUCCUUUUGAACUGACCAAUCAUGCUGUGUUGCUGGUGGGCUAUGGUACAGAUCCAAAAAGUGGUGAGAAGUUCUGGAUUGUGAAGAACAGCUGGGGCACCUCAUGGGGAGAAGAUGGUUACUUCAGAAUCCGCCGUGGCAGUGAUGAAUGUGCGAUUGAAAGCAUUGCAGUGGCUGCAACUCCUAUUCCAAAAUUAUAAAUGCAGCGAUCUUCAUCCAGUGCCUUGUCCCCAGCCAUGAGAACAUACUGAUUGUUAGAGACUGCAGUUAAAAUCUGUCCCCUAGCUUGAACAGGGGAGCUUUAAUGAAAUUUUCCGAAACAGAGCAAAGUUUCCCUAGGUGAGAAGAUGAACACAGUUAGCUCUGCUCUGUGCACUGAAAGCUUCCUCUUGAGUCUGACAGUAGGUCACCUAGAAUGCAAUGGCUGUUUUGGUAACAGUGGUGAUAGUUACUCAUCACUGGA